CUCGGGGAGAAACAUUCUAAGUCACCUGCCCUCUCUUCCUGGGGGGACCCAGUCCUGUUGAAGACAGAUGUGCCGCUGAGCUCAGCUGAAGAGGCAGAGUGCCACUGGGCAGACACAGAGCUGAACCGUCGCCGCCGGCGCUUCUGCAGCAAAGUUGAGGGCUAUGGGAGUGUGUGCAGCUGCAAGGACCCCACACCCAUCGAGUUCAGCCCUGACCCACUCCCAGACAACAAAGUCCUCAAUGUGCCCGUGGCUGUUAUUGCAGGGAACAGACCCAAUUACCUGUACAGGAUGCUGCGCUCUCUGCUCUCAGCCCAGGGGGUGUCUCCCCAGAUGAUAACAGUUUUCAUCGACGGCUACUAUGAGGAACCGAUGGAUGUGGUGGCGCUGUUCGGUCUGAGGGGCAUCCAGCACACUCCCAUCAGCAUCAAGAAUGCCCGCGUGUCUCAGCACUACAAGGCCAGCCUCACUGCCACAUUCAACCUGUUUCCGGAGGCCAAGUUUGCUGUGGUCCUGGAAGAGGACCUGGACAUUGCCGUGGAUUUUUUCAGUUUCCUGAGCCAAUCCAUCCACCUACUGGAGGAGGAUGACAGCCUGUACUGCAUCUCUGCCUGGAAUGACCAGGGGUAUGAACAUACAGCUGAGGACCCAGCACUACUGUACCGUGUGGAGACCAUGCCUGGGUUGGGUUGGGUGCUCAGGAAAUCCCUGUACAAGGAGGAGCUUGAGCCCAAGUGGCCCACACCGGAAAAGCUCUGGGACUGGGACAUGUGGAUGCGGAUGCCUGAGCAACGCCGGGGCCGAGAGUGCAUCAUCCCCGACGUUUCCCGGUCCUACCACUUUGGCAUCGUUGGCCUCAACAUGAACGGCUACUUCCACGAGGCCUACUUCAAGAAGCACAAGUUCAACACGGUUCCAGGUGUCCAGCUCAGGAACGUGGACAGUCUGAAGAAAGAAGCCUAUGAAGUGGAAAUUCACAGGCUACUGAGCGAGGCGGAGGUUCUGGACCACAGCAGGAACCCCUGUGAAGACUCUUUCCUGCCAGACACGGAGGGCCACACCUACGUGGCCUUUAUCCAGGAGAAAGAUGAUGAUCUUCCACCCCUGGGACCCAGCCUCGCCAAG
This is a messenger RNA of Microcebus murinus (gray mouse lemur), 1125 nucleotides long. The record is from RefSeq and is a predicted model, not a curated record. NCBI's taxonomy places the organism in Eukaryota, Metazoa, Chordata, Mammalia, Primates, Cheirogaleidae.